CCUGCAAUAAAUCUACUAGACAUUGCUGAUAUUAUGAUACAUAUGUGGAGCACUAUCUAUCUUGCUCGUCUGCACCAUUUCCCAUAGGGAAAUACCCUUCUGUUAACGAUCUAGUUGAAGCGACAUUGCGGCAGUUUCACUUCAGAGACCUUUCUUGCGAACCGCGACUAGGUACUGGGGCUAUUGUCCGACCAGUGAGGCUGUGUACCAAGAUGAAUUCUAUCGGGCGCUACACGACGUAACCGACCCCGAAGGUUACCGUAGGGGUCGGUUACUUGGAUUUUUCGCCAAAAUAUCUAGUGAAUGGCCAGGCGAUGGAAUUGGCCGAAUCGACUUCAGGCUCCCAGACAUUGGAUGGGCAUAGAGUUGCCCUACGAGGGUGAUCGGCUAGGAGAGUAUUGUCAGCGUUUUGUCGACAAUGGCAAUUACACGCAGUGGAUCCAUGAUGGUUGGCUCAAGGACUGGUUAAUACUUGACUGUCGUACUUCAUCUCCUCAACCGUAUAAUGUCGUGAACCAGAACUUUGGCGAGCUGUGUUUGCAACAGAUUUUUCUUCAGUUGAAAUCUUGGAUUCCUCUGAUGAGGUGGUUGUUCUGCGGUUUGCCUUGAAA
This is a messenger RNA of Monascus purpureus, 611 nucleotides long. The record is from the annotation of a GenBank genome assembly. Lineage: Eukaryota; Fungi; Ascomycota; Eurotiomycetes; Eurotiales; Aspergillaceae.